AUGAACUCAAAAAAAAAUGAUGUGUUUAGUAUUACUAAGCCUUAAAUAUGCUAAAAUCACAAUUAAAAACUAUAAUUAGUGUGCUCUGAUCCAGAAUGUUAGUAACAUGGAUUAAUUUGUAUUGAUUGUUUACUUUAAAACCACUAAGAUUGUAAAGCUUAUAUUAAGAAAUAUGAUGAAUUUCUGUAGAUAUUUUAUAAUGAAAUCCAAAAAUUUCAAUAAAGGAAGGAGAAAGUAAAAUAAAAUAAAAAUUUUUAGAGAUUAUAAGAUGCUUAAACCAUUCUACUUAGUCUAGGAAAAUUAUAACAAAAAUUUAAUGAAAUCAUGUUAAUUUUAUAAUUAGUAAUAGAAUAUUUUAAAUUUUUUAGGAUAUUGAAACUUUCUUAUAAUAAUAGAAUUUAGAAGAUGAUGAUCAAAUAAUGAUGAAAAAUUUGUUUUAGGCUAAUUUUGAAGGGGAAAACGAAUUAAUAAAAGACUUUAUCUAAAAUUAAGACAAGUAUACUUUUCAAGAUUAGGAAUAUUCUUGGGAGUCUUAAGGGAGAUAAUUUGUUGAAGAUCUAUCUCAAAUUCUUUAAGAUCUAUAGAAUUUAGAAUUUGUAGAAUAAAAAUAACCUAUAAUUUCAUAUAAAUAUCAAAAAGUAAAAGGAAUAGAAGAUUUAAAAGGGAUAAAUUGUAAUAUUCAAAAACUUAGAUUAGUAUUGUAUUUAUUUAAGUAUAUUAAUUAGAUAAGAAAAUAAUUGGGAAGGGAUAAGGAAUAUAUUUCCAAAAUUUGUUGGUUUAAAUAGUUUAUAAAUUACUGCUAUAAAAUCACCUUUAAAAGCUUAAAUUUUAGAAGAAAUACUAAUAGCAAUAUAAUACUUACCUAGAUUAGAAAAAGUUAAGAUUAAUUUAAUAGGUUCAAAUGCAAAUGAAUAAACAUUAAGAUUAAUUCUAAAAAUCAUUUGUAAUAAAAAUUUGACAGAAUUUGGAAUUUCUUUUGGAUAUAGUUAAAUUUUAUCAGAUGAAUUUAUAAGAUAAGUAAACUAAUUUAAAGAAUUACUAAAAGGAAUUUCAAAAAUAUAUAUAAGUAAUCAGCUACAUGAAUUUACAGAAAAGUAAUAAAAGUUGCUUAAAACAUACAUAAGUUAAAUUGAAUUUAUUAUGUGA
Messenger RNA from Paramecium pentaurelia, 1146 nucleotides. The record is from the annotation of a GenBank genome assembly. Lineage: Eukaryota; Ciliophora; Oligohymenophorea; Peniculida; Parameciidae.